Hordeum vulgare subsp. vulgare (domesticated barley) is the source of this 1402-nucleotide messenger RNA. Its product is annotated as E3 ubiquitin-protein ligase SINA-like 4. Gene Ontology annotation, molecular function: zinc ion binding. Lineage: Eukaryota; Viridiplantae; Streptophyta; Magnoliopsida; Poales; Poaceae. The coding region runs from base 141 to 1184 and encodes 347 amino acids. The record is from RefSeq and is a predicted model, not a curated record. The transcript has 2 exons.
UCUUGAUUGCCUAAAAAAAAAAACUCAGUCCUUCUUGAACUCUCCGGAUCCCAGCCUUAAUUGCUAUACUGUCUACCCCCAAAUCCGCGGUUCUGCGGAGGUUCCCACACCGAUCUGGUGCGUAGCAGCGCCCGCCGGCGAUGGGCGGCAAGAGGAAGAGCACCGGGGACGUGAAGACGCCGUCUACGGUGGGCCGGCGGCCUGGUCGCCCGAGGAAGAACACGCCGCCGGAAGCCAUACGGCGCCCAGGCCGCCCUAGGAAGAGCGUGCCGGGCGUCGAGGUGCCGGUGGCGCGCGGCCCGGCCUCCGCGCAGACGCUGGCGCCGUCCAGAUCCGAGCACGAGGAGGACGGGAACGGCGGGCUGCUGGAGCUCGCGCGCGGCGCGGCGGCCAUAGCGGCGGCGGAGGAGGAGGAGGAGCAGGUGAAGCUGCGCUGCGACCUGUGCCAUGGCCCCCUCAGGCCCCCCAUCUACCAGUGCACCCGCGUGCAGCACGUCGCGUGCGGCGACUGCGGCGCCGGCGAGUGCCGCCCGUGCGGCGGGGACCCGGCCGCCGUCUUCGUCCACAACGCCCAGCUGGACGCCCUCUUCGGCUACAUCAAGGUGCCGUGCGCGUUCCGCAAGUUCGGGUGCGCCAGCUCCGUCGCCUACCGCGACAUGGCAUCGCACGAGGCCGCCUGCGCGUGGGCGCCCUGCGCUUGCGCGGAGUGUGGGUACAAGGGGCCUCCGUCGGGCCUCCUGCAUCAUCUCACGGAGUUGUCCGGACGGCACGCCUGGACCGCCCACAGGAUCACCUACGGGAUGGACCACCAGUUCGCCGUCCCAGUGCCGGAAUUGUCGGAUCAGCAGUGCGAGGACCGCGGCCUCCUGGUCGCGGAGGACGGCGCCCUUUUCCUCGUGGCCGUGGGGGGCGUCAGCGACGUCCGCCGUGUCACCGUGGUGUGCGUCAGGGGUAAUGUUGGCACCGGGCCAGUGUACAGCUCCUCCGUCGAGGUGGCUGGUCCAGACGAGGCGCGCCGGCUGAAGCUUGAGAAUAAGGUGGCGGCGAGCUGCUCUGCCCCGGUCGAGUUCGACGUGUUGGCGCAGCCGGAAUGCGACACCGUCCCCGUGUAUCCGGAGAUGCUGCACGGGGAGGAGCUCCAUCUGUGUAUCCGUAUCGGCAAGACGAAGAUCAUCUGUUCCUGAACCUAUGAUAAGCAUCAGCAAUGUAGUUCUGGAGUCAUAUGUGUCUUCUGUAGUCUCGUUGAAGAAUUGGAUUACCUUUGUUUACCUGGCUUUGGUAUGGUGUUAACUUGGUUCCGGUCAGUCCUCUCAAGUAUUCAGGGUUCAGUUGAGAACUGGGGUUUGGUGUUCAAGGUGACUUGAUUCAGUUGAAUUAUCUGACUGUGAAAUUUGGUGUUUUA